GGCCCUUCUACUUACUGUCGUUCCUACCUUGGCCAAGCAACAGCCUCCUCGAAGCUAUCCGACACAUAUGGAGACGAUGAAUGAUAUGCCUGAUCUACUGAAGUCUUCUAAUCUGUCUUCUACCUGCAUAAAUGAAAAUACCUGUGGUCCUAGGCUGCGGCGAUGCGUCUUCAUAGCAUCUCCAUUCCUUCUCAAAAAUGAACUCGAUACCUGACCUUUUCCGAUGUUUGAAUUUUACGCCUUUCCGUCCGUCAAGUGUUCGAGCUCGUGCGGUCCUACGAGAGCUUUCCCUACAUCGGCAGCAGAGGGCCGUUGGUAGCUAAAGUGAGAACGCUGGCUCCCGACUCUUGGCCUAUUGUUACCACAAAAGUCUCAGUUGCUACUCUGUCUCACUCUUUCUCCGGAGCGGUUUCUCUCUUCGUGGGCUCUCCAGGCUGUGUACCCAGAAACGGACUUUUUGUGCGACCGGAAGACAAAAGCCUGACAGGCGAGUGAGGGUGUGCUGCCUUCCCCACAAUGAGUCUAUCGCCCUUAUAUCGCAAGAACUCCUAUCCGUUGUUUCCGUUCCACCAUAUGAGCGUAUAGUCUGAGCCACCCCUGUGGCUUGCCUUGGUCCGACUCCUGUGGGUCUCAAGCUCUUGUAUAAAGCAAGGUGCGUGAGAGGGUACUGCCGCCUGCUCUCAACGUUCUGGGGUACGAAUGCCUUUCACUUUGAGACGCUCCAAGAGGAAGGAGCUCGUCUUUUCUCGUUCUCUUGUAGAAGCUGUGAAGUCGAAGAUCUUUGUUCCAAACAAGAAGGACAGCUAUGUUUGUGAGUGGCACAGUGACACAGAUGUCUUAAUUCAGGGCAAAUUGAGAACAUAUCCGUGCUCAGAUCGUUCGCCUACAUUACGCCGCCAACGUUCGCGAUACUCUCAUUUACCAGCAGAGCUUCUGGCCUAUAUAUUCAUCCUCGGUGCUCAAGAUGACCCCUUGUUCCCAAUUACCAUAACACACGUUUGCAGGUCAUGGCGCGCUCUUGCUUUACAAACGCCUUCCCUGUGGCGUAUCGUUUCACUAGAUAACCGACUGCGUCUCUGGAAUGAAUACAUCCGCCGGUCUCGAGCAUGCACGCUAGACAUUCGGCUUGUGCCACAGUCGCGAAAGAACAACGGUUCAUCUUCACCAGACCCUCGUAGCCGAGCACAUGGAAGAUAUUAUCUUGCCGCCCAAAGCGUACAGAACUACCUUCAUUGUGCUGCGCCACACAUAUCUCGAUGGCGAUCACUAGAGAUCGAAUUCCAACAUUACGCCCCUUACCUAUGGAACGGAGCGCUAUCAGCCUGUUGCGGCUAUGGUCCAUCUUCAUACGCUCCCCAACUCGAAAGCCUCACUCUCAUUAACCCCAAUAAUGACGACACUAAUGAAUUCACUCUCUUCGGGGGUUAUGCACCGAAAUUACGUCGAGUCACAUUGAACGGUAUACGGCUGACCUGGCUGCCCGACGUGUUCGCGAACCUGAGCGCAUUGGACUACACCCAUCAUGGGUUCACCCGUGGGAGAGAUGCGGCGGCUGAACUGCUGUAUAUGCUGCAGAUUUCCAACAGAUUACGACAGCUGAAGGUGUCAAUUCCCUCACGCGCCGGGGCCCACUCUUCAUUUCCGUUCAGAUUCCCAGCAGAGGACUCAGUCCUCCUUGCCCAUCUUACAGAGCUCUCCAUUAUCAUUGAGGAUACAAACUUGCCUUCCGCGUUGAUUCAGUUCAUCGCGCAUGUCUCUAUUCCCAACAUCCACACGUUACACCUAAUGGUGAAGCCUACGACCAAUGACACUCGACCAAGUCGAGCAGGACAAUCGGAUAUCUCCACACGUUUACGUCAAUUCCUUAAAGCGCUUCCACGAUUAUAUACCCUCCGACGUCUCGAACUCGAAUACGCCUGGCUAUCAGACCCUCGAUUCAUUUUCAUGCUCCUCCACGUCGUUCCCAGCCUCACUCAUCUCACACUCCGGGGUCCACAUAUCACCAACUCCCCCUUAUUUGAAUUAUGCGAUAUAUUACGAGCGAGAUACCGCUCUUCGUCCAAGUAUCCGUUGAUAUUGGAUGUGUUGGAGUUAGAUCGGUGCGAACAUGUUACCGCAGGUGCGUUGGUAGACGUGGUCAAGCAUAACCUUGAUGCUGGUACUGGACGGCGCCCAGGGAUGUGUGUUCGGGCUGUGCACGUGAAGGAUUGUGUUGGUGUGGACGUUUUGGCUUUGCGACGGCUGAAGUCAAACCCUAGUGGAGUACGUCUGAGGGUAUGGCGGAAAGGUGAGGAAGUGGACUUCGGUACUUUGAACGCUAAAGCGACAGCUGCUAAGAGACAUCGUUAUCAUCAAACAACUGAGGACAGUUAUGUAUCAUUAUCUACUUAUUAACAUGUUAUAAUUACGUAGGAUACUUAUUCAAAGGUGCAAAUUCAGUACGCGGGUAACUUUGGGUGUUUC
Messenger RNA from Somion occarium, 2463 nucleotides. Lineage: Eukaryota; Fungi; Basidiomycota; Agaricomycetes; Polyporales; Cerrenaceae. The record is from the annotation of a GenBank genome assembly.